UCUGGGGCGGGGCGCGGGCGGGCGGCUCCCGGGCGCACAGAGCCCGAUGCGCCGGGAAGCGGAGCGGCCAGCGAGCCGGGCCGGACGGGCACAUGCAGGGCUCGGCGCGGAGGCGGCAGUUCCCGCCGGCGGCCCCGGGCUCCCAGCAGCCGGGCGGGUCCUUCUACCAGGGCAGGCAUGGGUCAGCCAAGAAUGAAGAUACGUUUAAGACUUCUCAGUUUCAUUUUGACCUGUGGUUCUACUUCACUCUACAGAACUGGGUGUUGGACUUUGGCCGUCCAAUAGCUAUGAUUAUUCUACCUUUAGAGUGGUUUCCAUUAAACAAACCUAGUGCAGGAGAUUAUUUCCAUAUGGCUUACAAUGUUAUUACACCAUUUCUUCUUUUAAAGCUCAUUGAAAGGUCCCCGAAGACCCUGCCCAGAUCAGUGGUCUACGUCAGCAUCAUCGUGUUCGUCAUGGGAGCGAGCAUCCAUUUGGUGGGCGACUCCGUCAACCACCGUUUGAUUUUCAGCGGGUACCAGCACCAUCUGUCCGUAAGAGAGAACCCAAUCAUCAAAAACCUCAAGCCGGAGACGCUGAUUGAUUCUUUUGAGCUGCUGUACUACUACGAUGAAUACUUAGGGCAUUCAAUGUGGUAUAUUCCUUUCUUUCUCAUACUCUUUAUAUAUUUUACCGGCUGCUUCACACCCAUUCAAGAAGAGAGCAGAAUGCCAUUAGCCGCCUUGCUCCUUACGGGGCCAAGCAGCCUUUAUUACUGGUAUCUUGUGACAGAAGGUCAGAUUUUCAUCCUCUACAUUUUUACGUUCUUUGCCAUGAUGGCUUUAGUCAUGCACCAGAAACGGAAAGGCCUGGUCUUGGACAGCAAUGGACUCUUCCUCUUCUACUCUUUCAUUAUUACAUUGGUCUUAAUUGGCGCUUGGGUGGUUUGGCUGUGGAAUGACAAAAUCCUCAGGAAGAAGUAUCCUGGCGUCAUUUACAUUCCAGAGCCCUGGGCCUUUUAUACCUUACACUUGAGCAAUCUCCAUUCGGCAAAGGAAGGUUUUUAAGCGGCGAUAUCUUUGGAGUGGUUUGCCAACAGAUCUCUCGCUUUUCCUAAUAUGGGUGUGUUUCAAAUCAGUUACUGACCAUGGCAGCUGGACCGCAUGCUGUUCGCUAACCCGACCCGGGGGCAGAGGUUUGUUUGAAUUGGAGGGGAGGCGUUAAGUCUGCUGGGAAAUACUUGCACUACUGCGUUGUAAAUUACUUUCCCAAGCUGCCCUUUGACGCGUUCUAGUUUGCGUUGAGUGCAGGUAUGUAACUGACCUUGGCGGGAACACUGAGAUUCCAGUCGGUACCCGAAUGGCAUAGUCCUGUUGUACCAUAAAACUUCGUCCUAAUGUAGCACACGAUGGGGCAUUUCCCCCCAGCCUUCCCUUUCUGAGCUGAACGGGGGAACGGCUCUCAUUCCUGGACUUCUGGAAACAUGCCAUGCAAUGACUUCAGAGCAGCAGUUGGGACCCCAUUUUAAUAGUGUCAUCUGGGCUGGCGUUAGACUUGCUGGAGUCUAGGGCCAAAACCCGAGCCCCAUCAUCUGGGGCCAAAGCUGAAGCCUUGGGUGGCAGGGGCUCAGGUUACAGGCCCCAGGUUUUGGCUCCCCCCAGCACAGGGCAGCAGGGCUCGGGCUUUGCCUUUGGCCCUCCCGCCCAGGGCAGCGGGGGCUUGGAGGAGCUCAGGCUUUGGUCCCCUCUCCUGGGUCGUGUAGUCAUUUUUGUUGUCAGAAGGGGGUCGCAGUGCAGUGAAGGUUGAGAACCCCUGCUUUAGAGAACUCGUCCUCUGAGCCUGGCACAGCCGAGCGAUCCAACAUCUUGGCACGGAUCAUUGUGGGCAAAAUUCAUCCCCACCUCCCAUACUACAUACACAAAGGCAUUGAGUAAGGGGCCGCAUGGGGCUUGGUAGCUGCUAUUCCAGCCUGGAAUAGGGGCUGCAACUGUGAGUGCCACUUACACCGGGGGUCAUGGGCACAUUCUCCCCACCCCCACCCAUGCACUAGGGUCUGCAGUUGUGCACAAUGAAUGUUAACUGAGAAAGUGAAACUAAGCAUCUUUGCAUGAGUAAGUUACACAUUCCCCAGCUGCUUUAAAGCAGACACCCCCCUCCCCCGUUCCCCAACAUGAACCAGGAACCAAAGAGCAAACGCGUUUGGCGGCUCACGGCUUUUCUGAUCACGGAUGGCCAGCAGGUUAGGAGUUAAGGGAUAGCGCCCCCGGGAUCCUGCCGCCAUGCACGGGGACUCUCGCGGGCUGGCUUUAGUUCCCCCUGCCCAUUGUGGGUUUGGACUUUGCGACUGUGUUGAACACUCUCAGAGCGGGAGACCUGCUAACACCACAGCAACAAGGGGCAGGACGGACUGAUCAGACCACCUCGAGCUAGGCAGGACUGGGGGCUAGGGGGGCCUGCACAAAGAGUUAAAACUCCUCCCUGCACUAAUGACCUGGCUCACACACCCUUCCCUCGCCAAGCUAUUUCCACCCCCUCACCCCAGUCUUUCCCCCCCAGCCCAGCUGCUCCCCACACAUUUGUUCUCCUGGGUCUUUCCUUUCCUCUCACUCCUCUUCCCAGGCAGGAGGCCGCUGGUAUCUGGCGUGGUUUCUUUCUCAGCUCCCUCCUAGACCAUGGCAUCCCCCAGAGGGGAGGAGAGGGGGCUGAAGGUCCUACCUCCUAUGGGGGCUGGGGCUGCAGCAGGAUUCUGUCUGCACCCCUCCCCUCUCCCACUGCUGCCUGCUUACUCUGCUUGUGUUGAUUGGCAGGUGCCCUUCAGCUGUUCCCCACGGACAAUACGUCACUAUAGGCUUAAAAAUAGUACUGGGUUUGAGGAAACGCCUGCCCCGUAGCCCUCUGUAACUUGUCAGGAUAGUCACAACUACAUUAGCUGGCCAAGUGCGUUGCUUCGACUCAGUGAGAAUUUCACCAAUAGGUUUUACUAGAUUCCUGUCUCUGGACAGGACCGGAGUAGCCAGAGCUAGGCCAGGGAUCCUUUUAAUCUCCCUUCCCACCCAAAUUCCUACUUUCGUUUCCUCACUCUCAGGAUAUACAGUAUUAAUGCAGACUUUGAUUUCCCUUCCUGGAAGCCUUUAACUAAAUAAAGCAGGAAUGACCCAGCCCUGCUCCGGUUUUAACCUACCUGCAGCCGAGACAGACGUCGAUGCAUAUCUGCCAAUUCUCUAGCAUAUUCCCCUCCCUCUCAGCACAGCACGGGGCUCGCCAAUCCUGCCAGGUUCCGAGCGCCAUCCACAUCCACUGGUAGCGGCGAGACUUGGUGAUCUUCAGUGCCGCGCAGGAUUCAGACCAAAGGGUCGGUCUCUGCAGCGUCCUUGCUCCGCAGAGCUGAAGGAAGACUCAUUUUGCUGGCGGGGCAGCUUGCAGAUAACGCUGUGAUUUUAAGUGGGCAAACCUGCAAGAAUCAGAUGCAGAAGUCAGUUCUUGUACCUGGCAGCUGGGAAGGUUCUGCAUUUCUUUUCAGGCAACCUGAAAUGAGGCCUGUUCAGCGACUGCCAGACUUUCAGUUGAAUUUGGCAGCUUGUCAAGCACAAUCUAAUGACCCCUUGAGUGGACAGUGUCUAUGUAAGUGUAGAAUGUACUUGACUUUGGUGAAUCACCCACGUUCCUCCAUUAUUUUUGCAUGCUACAUCCAGUCUGGUGUCGGUAGCUCCUUAUGUCCUUUGUAACACAACUCACUCAUUCUCUUCUAAUACUCAGGUAGUGAACACUUAAUGCAAUAUGUGUGCAGAAUCUUUUUGAACUAAAGCUGGUUUUUACCUCCUGGAAUUCUUUGGCUAAAUCCUUGUUAUUUAUAUCGGUCACAUCGUAUUACACCCUAGUGUGGCACAACCCAAGUGUAAAAUGAAGUGUUCUCCACAAAACGAACCCCAAAAUAAAAGCAUUUGCGUA
Messenger RNA from Malaclemys terrapin pileata, 3927 nucleotides. It is a transcript of the gene CLN6, whose product is annotated as CLN6 transmembrane ER protein. NCBI's taxonomy places the organism in Eukaryota, Metazoa, Chordata, Testudines, Emydidae. The record is from RefSeq and is a predicted model, not a curated record. The transcript is spliced from 7 exons. The coding region runs from base 93 to 1046 and encodes 317 amino acids.